This is a messenger RNA of Python bivittatus (Burmese python), 4136 nucleotides long. The record is from RefSeq and is a predicted model, not a curated record. NCBI's taxonomy places the organism in Eukaryota, Metazoa, Chordata, Lepidosauria, Squamata, Pythonidae.
AAAUGAAGCAAGAACUUGUUGAUUUACAACCUAAAUUGGAGCAGGCAAAAGUGGAUAAUGCAGCCAUGAUGAAGAUCAUUGAGAAGGAAUCUGCUGAGGUUGAAGCAAAAAGCAAAACGGUAAAAGUAGAUGAAGAGCUUGCUACAGAAAAAGCAACUGAAGCUCAGGCGCUGAAAAAUGAAUGUGAGAGUGACCUUGCAGAGGCUAUUCCAGCACUAGAGGCAGCAUUGUCUGCACUUGACACUCUAAAGCCUGCAGAUAUUACAAUUGUAAAAUCAAUGAAGAAUCCACCUUCUGGAGUUAAACUAGUUAUGGCUGCCAUUUGUGUCAUGAAGGAUAUAAAACCAGAAAAAAUUGCUGAUCCUUCUGGAAUUGGAGGCAAGAUUUUAGACUACUGGGGACCUAGCAAAAAACUUUUAGGUGACAUGAAUUUCCUUAAAGAUUUGAGAGAAUAUGACAAAGAUAACAUUCCAGUAUCGGUGAUGCAGAAGAUCCGUUCUGAGUAUCUGACUAAUCCUGAAUUUGAUCCUCCCAAAGUGGCUAAAGCAUCUUCUGCAGCAGAAGGGCUAUGUAAAUGGAUUAUGGCAAUGGAGGUUUAUGACAGAGUAGCAAAGGUGGUUGCUCCCAAGAAAGCCCGCUUAGCAGAAGCCCAGCAGUCAUUAGCACAGACUAUGGCAUUAUUAAAUCAGAAGAGAGAUGAACUUAAAGCUGUUGAAGAUCGUUUGGAAGCAUUGCAACAAACCUUCAUUGAAAAAACUGAAGAAAAAGCCCGCUUAGAAUUCCAGGUGGAUUUGUGUGCUAAAAAGCUAGAAAGAGCAGAAAAGCUGAUAGGAGGACUUGGUGGAGAAAAAUCAAGAUGGUCUCAUGCUGCAGAUGAUCUUCAAAACACUUAUGAUAAUUUGACAGGAGAUGUUCUGGUAUCAGCAGGAGUGAUAGCUUACCUUGGUGCUUUUACUGCUGGAUUUCGACAAGAAUGUACUAAAGAUUGGAGCAAACUCUGCAAGGUGAAAAACAUUCCUUGUUCUGAAAACUUCUCUCUAAGUAAGACCCUUGGUGAUCCAAUAAAAAUUAGAGCCUGGAAUAUUGCAGGUCUUCCAACAGAUCAAUUUUCCAUAGAUAAUGGUGUGAUUGUUGACAAUUCUAGACGUUGGCCAUUAAUGAUUGAUCCCCAGGGUCAAGCAAAUAAAUGGAUAAAACAUUCUGAGAAAGAGAACAGACUGAGUGUCAUAAAAUUUUCCGAUUCAGACUACAUGAGAACUCUAGAAAAUUGCAUUCAGUUUGGAACUCCUCUUCUGCUUGAAAAUGUUGGAGAAGAGAUAGAUCCUUCCUUGGAACCCUUGCUACUUAGGCAAACUUUUAAACAAGGGGGCAUGGAUUGCAUUCGACUUGGUGAAACAACAAUUGAAUAUUCUUUUGAUUUCAAAUUUUAUAUUACCACCAAAUUAAGGAAUCCACAUUAUUUACCUGAAUUAGCUACAAAGGUUUCUUUGCUCAAUUUCAUGAUUACUCCAGAAGGACUAGAAGAUCAACUUUUAGGCAUUGUUGUUGCCAAGGAAAGGCCAGAAUUAGAGGAGGAACGAAAUGCUCUUAUCCUUCAGUCAGCUGCCAAUAAGAAACAACUAAAAGAUAUAGAAAAUAAAAUUUUAGAAACAUUACAGUCUUCUGAAGGUAAUAUUUUAGAAGAUGAAAGUGCAAUUACUAUCUUGGACUCGGCAAAAAUAAUGUCUAAUGAAAUUACAAAGAAGCAGCAGAUUGCAGAAAAAACUGAAAUUAAAAUAGCACAGUCUCGAGAAGGUUACAGGCCCAUUGCAAAGCAUUCAUCUGUAUUGUUCUUUAGUAUUGCUGAUCUGGCUAAUAUAGACCCAAUGUACCAGUAUUCUCUCAGUUGGUUUGUAAACCUUUACAUCAACUCUAUUCAUGACAGCAACAAAUCUAAAAUUUUGGAAAAAAGGCUACGAUAUCUAAAUGACCAUUUCACAUACAACUUGUACUGCAAUGUUUGUCGUUCCCUGUUUGAGAAGGAUAAGUUGCUGUUUUCAUUUUUGCUCUGCUGUAAUCUUCUGAUGGCUAGGAAAGAAAUUGAACUUCAAGAAUUUAUGUUUUUAUUAACUGGAGGGGUUGGUCUCAAGAGUAAAUUCAAGAACCCUGAUCCAUCUUGGUUACAAGAUAAAAGCUGGGAUGAAAUAUGUCGUGCAAGUGAUAUGCCUGCUUUUAAAGGAUUACGGAAUCAUGUAGCUUCACAAACCCAUGAAUGGCGUAACAUUUAUGACAGUAAAGAACCCCAGACUGUUGCCUUACCCAAACCAUGGAAUACAGACUUGAAUGAAAUAAAGAAAAUGAUUAUUCUCCGAUGCUUGAGACCUGACAAGAUUACACCAGCUAUAACAACCUUUGUGACUGAUAAACUUGGAAAGAAAUUUGUUGAGCCACCUCCUUUUGAUCUAACAAAAAGUUACUUAGAUUCAAAUUCUUCAAUCCCUUUAAUCUUUGUGCUGUCUCCUGGAGCAGAUCCUAUGGCCAGUCUUUUAAAAUUUGCAAAUGAUAAAAAUAUGGUUGGAAAUAAAUUUCAGUCCAUCUCUUUGGGACAAGGGCAAGGACCAAUAGCAACAAAAAUGAUUAGAGAAGGAAUGGAGGAAGGGACCUGGGUCUGUUUACAAAACUGCCAUCUUGCUGUUUCCUGGAUGCCAAUGCUGGAGAAAAUCUGUGAAGAGUUCAACAGUGAUACUUGCCAUUCCUCUUUCAGGCUCUGGCUGACUAGUUAUCCAUCACCCAAGUUUCCAGUCACCAUCCUUCAGAACGGUGUGAAGAUGACGAAUGAACCUCCUACAGGUCUUCGGCUGAAUUUGCUUCAGUCUUUCCUCUCUGAUCCUGUUUCUGAUCCAGACUUUUUUGCUGGGUGUCCUAGAAAGGAGCAGUUGUUUAUAAAUGAAUAUGAACAUAUCCCAUUUGAAGCAAUAACUUACCUUACGGGGGAGUGCAACUAUGGAGGAAGAGUGACAGAUGACUGGGACAGACGUCUACUACUGACCAUGCUUGCUGACUUUUACAACCCAGAUAUAGUGGAAAAUUCACAUUAUACUUUUUCUCCUAGUGGCAACUAUUAUGCGCCCCCAAGGGGCAGUUAUGAUGAUUACAUUGAGUUUAUUAAGAAUCUUCCUGUUAGUCAGCAACCAGAAGUGUUUGGGCUGCAUGAUAAUGUAGAUAUAUCAAAGGAUCUCCAGCAAACAAAAAUCACCUUUGAAUCUCUUCUGCUGACACAAGGAGGAAGCAAUCAAGGAGGGUCUAAAAGUGGUGGUGACAGCACUUUAUAUGAAAUUGCAGAUGACAUCCUCAGCAAGCUUCCGAAUGAUUAUGAUAUUGAAGCAGCACUUUUUAAAUAUCCUGUGAGAUAUGAAGAAAGUAUGAAUACUGUUCUGGUACAAGAAAUGGAACGUUUUAAUAAUUUAAUACGAACCAUACGGACAACUUUGGUCAAUCUGAAGAAAGCCAUUAAAGGAUUGGUUGUGAUGGAUUCUGAACUAGAGGCCCUUUGUGCCAGCCUCCUCGUUGGAAAAGUUGCAGAAAACUGGGCUAAACGUUCAUACCCAAGUCUGAAACCACUGGGCAGCUAUAUUCUAGAUUUUCUAGCUAGACUGAAAUUCUUACAGGAUUGGUAUAACACUGGAAAACCGUGUGUGUUUUGGCUGUCAGGGUUCUUUUUCACACAAGCAUUUUUAACUGGAGCGAUGCAGAAUUAUGCCAGGAAGUACACGAUCCCUAUUGAUCUCCUGGGAUAUGAGUUUCAGGUUAUUCCAAAGGAUACUUCGAAUACUGCUCCAGAAGAUGGUGUUUAUAUCCAUGGGCUAUUUUUAGAUGGAGCUCGCUGGGAUAGAGCAAAAGGGCUCCUAAGUGAACAACAUCCAAAAAUACUCUUUGACAUGAUGCCCAUUAUUUGGAUAAAACCAGCCAAAACAUCAGAGAUUAAGAGAUCAAAUGCGUAUGUGUGUCCAUUGUACAAGACAAGUGAACGCAAAGGAGUCCUUUCCACAACUGGGCAUUCAACUAACUUUGUCAUUGCAAUGAAGUUGUUAACUGAUAAUCCAGUCCAGCAUUGGAUCAAGCGAGGAGUUGCUCUACUUUGUCAGCUAGAUGACUAA